Miscanthus lutarioriparius is the source of this 639-nucleotide messenger RNA. Lineage: Eukaryota; Viridiplantae; Streptophyta; Magnoliopsida; Poales; Poaceae. The record is from the annotation of a GenBank genome assembly.
AUGCAGCUAGCAAGUCUUGUUGAAUGUUUGCAGGGAAUGGAGCUUACAGAUGCACCUGAUGAACGGCUGCUGACACUUUCCGGCAAGCCAUAUACAUCCAGAAGUGCUUAUGCUGCGCUGGAUCAAGUGACUGGCACGCCGGACGCUCAUGGGCGGCACAUCUGGACUACCCGGGUGCCUAACAAAGUUAAGAUUUUUGCAUGGCUCUACUUUAAAGACAGGCUGAGUAUAAGAACUAAUUUAUUUGCCAAGCAUAUCCUGGACGAUGAAUCCUGCCAGCGCUGCUCCAACGCUACUGAAGAUCGCUUGCACGUCUUCUUCGGCUGCCCAACCAGUGCUGAGCUUUGGGAGAGCACUGCACUUCUAUCAGACACUGAGGUUUGGAGCGCCAACGUCCCUUCCCACUUGGAUACAAACCUGUGGCCGUUUGUCUUGCUCACAAUUCUGUGGAGAAUUUGGGAUGCCAGGAACGGAGAAACCUUCCGGAAUGAGCCUUCCACUAGUCGUCGUAUUCUUUCUAAAGUCUGUGAUGAUCUUGUAAUCUGGCGUAAACGAUUAAAGUUAGAUAGUGAUGUAAUCAACUCAAGAGAUUGGCACAUUUACCUCUUAUCUUGUAACUCUACAAAAAGCUCCAUUUGA